AUGUCAAUUCAAAGAAAUACAUAUGAGUAUGGUGAACUUGCCGACAAAGUUGUUCUUGCUUAUUCGAAACAUUGCCUUAUUAAAGCAAUUGACACCACUAAGAGGGAUAGACAGCAACAAUUCUCAAAGCUAGACAAUAAAGAUAAGAGAUUCUUACUGAAGUUAAUCGAUGUUGCCAAUUCAAAUGAAAAACAUAAGUCUCCAUCUGAACUUGAUAUAGCACUUGACUCGAUUGACUUGGCAAAAAUUUAUGAGGGUGUCGAUAAAAGAGAAAACGAAAGGGAGAACAAAGAUGGUUCGAAUUUAAUAUAUGAAGAUUUCAUAGUGUUGGAACUAUUACGUUACUUCAAGCAUGAUUUUUUUAAAUGGAUCAAUAAACCAGAAUGUACUCGAUGCAAGCAAUCAUCUGAUAAUAUUAUGCCCACAGGUAAUUCCGGUCCUCCAAACCCUAAUCCAGGUGAAAUUUCAAUUAUAGAGAACUACAAAUGUACGAAGUGUAACAUUGCCGUAAGUUUUGCUAGAUAUAAUAAUCCAAUUAAAUUGUUGGAAACAAAGAGAGGUCGGUGUGGUGAAUGGGUAAAUUGCUUCAUAUUUAUAUUGCGUGCCUUGUUGGGAAGCCAAUCCCAAAUAAGAUAUGUCUGGAAUAAUGAGGAUCAUGUGUGGUGUGAGUAUUACAGUCUAGGAUUAAAGAGGUGGAUCCAUCUUGAUCCGUGUGAAGGAGUAUUUGAUGAGCCAAAUCUUUACUGUGAAAAUUGGGGUAAGAAGAUGAGUUGGUGUUUUGCUUUUGGCGAAACUUAUAUUAUGGAUGUAAGCGAUAAAUAUAUUACCAAAUCAGAUAAGCAAAUUGACAAGUUAGAAUCGGUGUCUAGUUUGAAAAAUAUAAAAGACUUUAUUGAUGCCUUGAAUGAUGAUAAGUUGGUAAGAUAUUAUUCAAGUAUAGAAUUAACGAAUUCUAAUGAUAACAGGAAUUUGAUGAGAUUGUAUCAAGAAGUCAUUCUUAUACAUAAUAAAGAAAUACUAAAGAAAGAAAAUAAAAUUGAACCAUCUAAGGUCGAUGAAAUACCUAAGGGAAGGCAGACUGGAGACGCCAAGUGGACCAAGUCGAGAGGAGAAGAUGGAAAUAAAUAG
Messenger RNA from Debaryomyces fabryi, 1128 nucleotides. Its product is annotated as peptide-N4-(N-acetyl-beta-glucosaminyl)asparagine amidase. Gene Ontology annotation, biological process: glycoprotein catabolic process; protein deglycosylation; protein quality control for misfolded or incompletely synthesized proteins. The record is from RefSeq and is a predicted model, not a curated record. Gene Ontology annotation, molecular function: peptide-N4-(N-acetyl-beta-glucosaminyl)asparagine amidase activity. Lineage: Eukaryota; Fungi; Ascomycota; Pichiomycetes; Serinales; Debaryomycetaceae. The transcript has a single exon. Bases 1 to 1128 code for a protein of 375 amino acids. Gene Ontology annotation, cellular component: nucleus; cytosol.